AUGAAAGAUCAAGUAAAUAUGCAAUAUAAGAUUAGCACAAAUAUAUUAGAAUUGAUGAAAAAGGAUCAAGUGGUCAUUGAGCAAGUGAACGGCCAACGCAAAUUAAAUGGACCACCACCUGGUUGGAUUGGACCACCUCCUGGACCAAGAACUGAAGUUUUUGUUGGGAAACUUCCAAGAGAAAUUUAUGAAGACACUGUUUACCCUUUCUUCGCUGCGGCUGGCAAUAUAUAUGAAUUAAGGUUAAUGAUGGAUUUUUCUGGAAAUAAUCGUGGUUACUGCUUUGUCACCUAUGCAACAUCCGAGGAAGCCGAAAAUGCCAUCAAAAUGCUCAAUGACAAAGAGAUUAUUCCAGGGCGAAAAGUUGGAGUAAUCAUGAGCAUCAAUAACUGCAAAUUAUGGAUUGGACGAUUACCAAAAUCAAUCAAAUCAGCGGAAAUCAUACUGAAAAUUUGUGCUAAAACAGCAGAGGUGAACAAUGUCUAUGUCUACAGAAAUGGGAAGAAUGAAGCCGAAUUUUCCGUAGUUGAAUAUAAAUCACAUCGAGGAGCGGCUAUGGCAAGGAGGACACUUGUUCCAGACAAAAAUAAUUUAUUCUUUAGCAGUGUCAGUGUAGACUGGGCAAAUCCAGACAUAUCGACGUGUAAUAUGACCACCCUAUAUACGCCUACUGGUUACUCCUUAGUAGAGGGGAAUCCCCCGCCUUUAAAACACAGUGUGGUGCGAAUUCUCGCGAUCUAA
This is a messenger RNA of Belonocnema kinseyi, 741 nucleotides long. Its product is annotated as probable RNA-binding protein 46. Gene Ontology annotation, cellular component: nucleus. NCBI's taxonomy places the organism in Eukaryota, Metazoa, Arthropoda, Insecta, Hymenoptera, Cynipidae. The transcript has 3 exons. Bases 1 to 741 code for a protein of 246 amino acids. Gene Ontology annotation, molecular function: mRNA binding. The record is from RefSeq and is a predicted model, not a curated record.